Bactrocera neohumeralis is the source of this 1178-nucleotide messenger RNA. RefSeq names its product tRNA (cytosine(38)-C(5))-methyltransferase (gene Mt2). NCBI's taxonomy places the organism in Eukaryota, Metazoa, Arthropoda, Insecta, Diptera, Tephritidae. The transcript is spliced from 2 exons. Gene Ontology annotation, molecular function: methyltransferase activity. The coding region runs from base 67 to 1089 and encodes 340 amino acids. The record is from RefSeq and is a predicted model, not a curated record.
CCCAAGUAUUUACAGAGAACGUAUUAUACGUUCUCUGGUAUUUAUUUGUAAAUAAAACACAAAAGCAUGGAAUUUCGUAUUUUGGAACUCUUUAGUGGCAUUGGCGGCAUGCAUUAUGCUUUUAAUAACUCUGGAAUGCCUGGAAUUAUAGUCGCCGCAAUGGACAUCAACACACAUGCCAAUGCUGUGUACGCCCACAAUUAUCCAUCUUCUCUAGUAUGCAACAAUAAUAUACAAAGUUUAACCCCUCGGAAAAUAGAGAAGAUGAACGUAAAUAUGAUACUUAUGUCUCCACCUUGCCAGCCCCACACGAGAGUUGGUAAUCGCUUAGAUGUAGCUGAUAACCGCUCAGAUGCUUUGCAACAUAUUUGCGAUUUGCUACCACAAUGCCAUAACAUACAAUACAUACUGAUGGAAAAUGUGAAAGGUUUUGAGGUGUCUGAAGCGCAUAAACAAUUUAUUGAAACGUUAAAAACCGCAGGGUACCAUUGGAGAGAAUUCUUACUAACCCCAACCCAAUUUGGCAUACCGAAUUCUAGAAAUCGAUACUAUUGCUUAGCACGUCGGAAAGACUUUAAUUUCACUGGGGAAUCUAUUUUAGAAAAAAUACCAAGUGAAUGUGAAAAUCCGAAAAAUGAAUUUAAUGAAAAAAUCAUUAGUGACAUGAUUGAGCCGGAGGAAAUAACUAAAGACUACCAUUUACCAGAAAAAAUACUGACUAAACGUGUGUGGUUAAUGGAUAUAGUGACAGCGGAAUCAAAAAAGACAAUGUGUUUCACUAAAGCGUAUACCCACUACAGCGAAGGUACUGGCUCAAUAUAUUCUCCUUUGGCUAAGAAAGAUAUGGAUUUAACAUUUUCUAAGAUAAAAGAGUUAGAAAAUUCUGAGGGAAAUGAAGAUCUACGUAUAGAACUUCUGAAAAGUUUAAAAUUGCGGUAUUUUACUCCACGCGAAGUUGCAAGAUUAAUGAGCUUUCCAGAUUCAUUCGAUUUUCCGACAGAAACAACAAAUCGGCAGAAGUACCGUCUUUUAGGCAAUAGUAUAAACGUUUAUGUUGUUAGUAUAUUAAUAAAAAUACUAUGCUCCUGAAAUGGUUAGUGUUUGUUUGGUUAUAUGCUGUUUUUUUUUAUAUAAUAUCUGAAUAUAUCGAUCAAAUUAAUAAAUACAGUACAAAUUUA